This is a messenger RNA of Oryzias latipes (Japanese medaka), 2466 nucleotides long. Its product is annotated as kunitz-type protease inhibitor 1. Gene Ontology annotation, biological process: epithelium development; extracellular matrix organization; epidermis development. NCBI's taxonomy places the organism in Eukaryota, Metazoa, Chordata, Actinopteri, Beloniformes, Adrianichthyidae. Gene Ontology annotation, molecular function: protein binding; serine-type endopeptidase inhibitor activity. Gene Ontology annotation, cellular component: plasma membrane. The record is from RefSeq and is a predicted model, not a curated record.
CACGCUUCCGCUUCUUCUUGUUUGGCUCUAGGAACAGGAGUGGUGUUGUUGGAGCUUUUUAUUGGAGUAACACUUCCUGAUCUUCCUGACAUAAGUCAGUCAUUUUUAAGUCUCGACAUUCCGGUUAUUAUUCAGUCAUCUCUGAAUCAAUCGUGUUUUCUUUUCUUUUUUUUUACGGUUUGCCUUGUUUUUCCUACUAAGAGUGUGAAAACUUACUUUCUGUGUGACAAGACUCCCGUUUAUUUCUGUAGUUUUAUUUGGACAGGGCGGAACAAAUCUAAGAUGAUUCCAGGAGCGCCUGCGCUUCUUUUUCUGUUUGUUUUGGUGAACACCUGUCUGAGCCAGCAGACAGGUGAGCCGUGCUUUUCCAAAUUCAAGAAAGGAAAGGAAGAUUUUGUUCUCGACCCUGAAGAGUCAGUGAAACACGGGGCCACGUUCAUCUCCGCACCGAACCUGUCUCGAGAGAAGGACUGUGUGGCCGCCUGCUGCAAAGAACCGAAGUGCAACCUGGCUUUCAUGAAGAGAGGAGAUGAGGAGAAUGGUCCGAUCGAGUCCUGCUUCCUGUUGGACUGUCUGUACAUGACCAAAUACGUCUGCCGCUUCGCGAGACAGCAGGGAUUUACGAGUUACAUCCUGGAUUCUGUGUAUGAAAAAAACCUAAAACACGAACCCAAACAAAUACCAGAUGCUCCACCAGUUGCCAACGGUGGGCCCGAUAUUGUGGUCCAGCCCAAUGAUGCUGUGACACUGAAUGGCAUCCAGAGCAAAGAUGACAAAGGAAUUGUCACUUAUGAGUGGCAAAUGCUCUCUCCUUAUCCUUUUGCUGUCAUAGAGAGAACCAAAUUUCCUGACCAGGUUGUGGUUUCCAAUUUAACAGCUGGGAGAUACAAGUUCAAUUUAACUGUCAUUGACACCAUCGGUCAGUCUGAUUCAACUGUUGUCACCGUCCUGGUCCUCACCCCUGAACAAUCUAUGGAUCAUUGUUUGGUUCCAAAGAAAGUUGGGCCAUGUCGUGGAUCUUUCCCUCGCUGGUACUAUAACGCCGCCUCUGAAAAAUGCGAGACGUUUUUUUUUGGAGGCUGCAGGCAGAACAAGAACAAUUAUCUUACUGAGGAGGAGUGCGCUAUGGCCUGCAACGGCACAGAUAAAAUAACCAGCACUGAACCACCAGCCUCUGUAGAAAAGUGUGGAGCUCCUUGCAGUCCAGAGGACUUCACUUGUACCAAUGGCUGCUGUUUAGAUCCAAACCUUCAAUGUGACUCAGUCCCACAAUGUUCAGAUGGCUCAGAUGAACAUGACUGUGAAAUCGUGAUCUACGAUCCAAUCGCGCCGAUGAAAGAAGAAAGGGAAAUCUGCACAGAGACUCCAGACACAGGGACCUGCAGAGAAAGUUCCACAAAGUGGUACUAUGAGCCCUACCAGGAGGAUUGUUUUCCCUUCAACUACAGUGGCUGUGGAGGAAAUGAGAACAAAUUUGACACAAAGAACUACUGUCAAUCUUUUUGUCGUGGAGUAACUAAAGCGGAUGUAUUUGCACUACUUAACAAUAAGAAGGAGAACAGUGGAAGAACUGGAAACCUCACAGGUGUGACAGCGCUAAAGGUCCUCGCGGUUAUCUGCAUCCUCGUCCUCCUCGCACUCGUGGGGUACUUCUUUGUGAGGAGGAGGAUUUCCCAACAUCUACCGGUGCUGGUUAUACAAAACACCACGGCUGAAGGGGAGACAGACUCGGCAGUCUACAAAAGUACCACAAACCUUAUCUGACCCUCUCAGUUCACCAACGUCCUGUUUGACUGCCAUAAGCAGAGGGUAGAACAACUUUAAUCAUCUUUAUCUUUUUUGCUUGGCAUUUUACAUGGGUUAAGGGUCAAAUAUUUAAAUUCUAGUUAACUCUAGAAGUACACUGAUCAGAUCAGAAUAGGCAUCUGGAUUCUUAUUUUUUUGAAAAUCUAAGGAUUUUUUUUCCCAGAUUACCAGUGGUAUUUUUCCAUUAUGUACUUUAGUCUGUUUUAUCACUUGAAUUUUUAGGGUUUUAAAUGCACUUUUUUCUUUUUACAAAUGCACACUUGUGAAUGAUGUUAUUCAUGAUUAAGUUUUUUUUUUUCCAGAGUUUUAAAAACCCUAUUUUAGGUGUCUAUGUGGCCUUCCUGCAGGGACAGAGAAAGUGGCAUGUAUCUGUAAGAGAAUAAGUCAUUUUCUUGUGUCCUUGACUUUGUAUCGGUUCUGUUCGGGGAUUCUGCAGUUUUCAACCAUUCUGGCCCGUUUCUCUGAGUAAAACCCAGAAGGAGCAGCAAAGCAGCUAAAAUAAAACAGAGUUUUGUAUUUAUUUAGUUACCAACGUGUUUAAAAUGUCUGCAGCAGAAAAAAACGAGCUCCAACUCAGGCGGAAGUAAUACUUUUUAAGAUUUGUAUCUGAACUAUUGUUUUAUUUUAAUCAAUAAAUGUUGAAAUACUAAGAGAAAAUAA